Molecule: messenger RNA, 582 nt
Organism: Leptopilina heterotoma
Lineage: Eukaryota; Metazoa; Arthropoda; Insecta; Hymenoptera; Figitidae
Product: transcription factor of morphogenesis MCM1-like
Exons: 3
Coding region: 103-582 (159 amino acids)
Molecular function (GO): protein dimerization activity; DNA binding
Source: RefSeq, a predicted model, not a curated record
UGGUGCAUAUCGUUUCAUAACACCUAUUACGAACGGCAACAUGAUCUACAAAAAAGUACAAAAAAUACAGUCAUAUUGCCUGUUAAUUUAAAAUUUAGAAAAAUGUCUCUUAUCUUCAAUUACAAUGAUUAUUUGACAAAACAAAGAAGCUUGAAAACAAAAUUGAAAAUGACAAAAUUUAUCCGAGACAAAGAGAAGAGACGCUUAACGUUUUCCACAAAAAAGUCGAGAUUAUUAAGUAGAGCUUAUAAACUGUCUAAAAUGACAGGAACACAAGUACUUGUAGUGAUUCAAAGUGAAACUGGAGAUGUUUACACGUACACAACGAAAAAGCUUCGCCCGGUUAUAUCGAGUGAAGAAGGAAAGGAACUACUCAGAACAUGUUUGGGAAAUUCUGAUCCAACUUCAGAACUAGCGGAACAUGAACAUAGUGAAGAAGACGAUUCAGCGUCUUCUGUUUCCUCAAAGUCAACCGCAAACACCGCUGGAGAGAAUCCUGAAAAUAUAGAUCCUGAUGGUGAUGAAGGAGAAAAUUCACCAAAACCAAGCCUGUGGUCUCGUUUCAAAUCACUGUGGAUUUAA